Mercenaria mercenaria is the source of this 725-nucleotide messenger RNA. RefSeq lists its product as uncharacterized. NCBI's taxonomy places the organism in Eukaryota, Metazoa, Mollusca, Bivalvia, Venerida, Veneridae. The record is from RefSeq and is a predicted model, not a curated record. The coding region runs from base 13 to 717 and encodes 234 amino acids. The transcript has 2 exons.
UGCUGAGAAAAAAUGGCAACUACGAAUCAUGAAAAAUACAGUAGAUUAGUACUAAUGUUGGUACGUGGGGGCACGAAAAUCACAAGGGCUUUAUUGGAGAAGCGUAUAAAAGACCUAACACCACAAAAUCAUGAACCAGAUCCUUGGACAAUCGACCAGUUCCUAAAUGCAAAUAAACAGAAAAUAAUCGGCACUCAAACAGGCAGAGCUAAAGAACGUAUGCUUUUUCCCGGAACAACUUGCACAAACGUUGAAGACUGGGACUUAUAUAUGUUUUGCUUCGUCUUGAUUGAUAUAUGUGGUGUUUUCCGCACAGUGCGCAUGGAUGUGGAUCAGUUGCGCAAGAUAAGAAACAAACUGUGUCACCUUAACGAGCCAAGUAUAAACAGUGAGAAGUACGAACAUUACGUUGACAAGAUAGAAGUAAUUUUUGACAGGUUACUUGCGGAACUCAAUGACCGGCACCUUAUGAUAGCAAUAGCCGAAAUACUUAAAGCAGCAAAGGAAGAACCCUUAAGUUUUAAAGAAACACUCAUCGUGGUGCAUAAAUUCUUUUCAAUGGAUGCUGAGACACGGGAAAUACUAUCGCAACAAAGCAAAGAUAUCGAAAACGUUAUGGAAAAGGUAAUGGAAUUGAACUCAAAGGUAGAUUUGUUACUCCAGGAUCGUGUGCAUGAUGCCAAUGAGAUAGUCGAAGUUCCAGGUAAAAAGAUAUAACUAAUUUA